Messenger RNA from Dichomitus squalens LYAD-421 SS1, 1101 nucleotides. RefSeq lists its product as uncharacterized. The record is from RefSeq and is a predicted model, not a curated record. The coding region runs from base 1 to 1101 and encodes 366 amino acids. NCBI's taxonomy places the organism in Eukaryota, Fungi, Basidiomycota, Agaricomycetes, Polyporales, Polyporaceae. The transcript has a single exon.
AUGUACCUGGAGGCGUUAGGACUAGAGUCAGUCGAUCAGCUCCCCGAAGGCUUGGGGACGCCGCCUCCUGACGACCCACAGAUUUUCUCGGGUCAUGUCGACAUAUUCCUGCAGAGCCUCAUCAGUCAGGUCUGCCAGGAAUAUAACAGGUACGUCGACUCACCGCAUUCUUCACCCCAGCCCCCUGUUCUCGAUCAUCUGCUGCCUACCAGCUCCUCCCGUCGACGCAGACACUGCCGCUCGAACCCGCAAGCCGCCACUGCUCACCAUGCACGUCCACUCGACCCUCUGCCCGGGCGGGACCUACUCCUCACUUCCGCCCACCUUUCCGGGAUCCACGUCUAUCCCGCUCAACUCCUCCGCUUGUACCUCGAGCACGAGACUCACCUGUGGGAGCUGGUCAGCUGGGGCAAGAAUUUCGAUUUCGCCGAGCACCCGAUACCGGCCGGUAUAGACACGUUCGUGGCGAUCUGGAACGAGGACACGCACAGCCUGUACGGGUUCUCGUCAGUCGAUCCCAACUCGGGCGCUAUAAUACUCACCACGCGCCCUCCCCCUCCCGCCGAGCUCCUCUAUCCCACGCUCCUACGCGAGGAGAAGUUAGAAGACCGGUUCAAGCUCUCCCGCGAGGAGCGACAGCUCUUGGAGAGGCUCAAGGCUGACGCCGCCAUGCGCGAGUCCGGCCGCAUCGAGAAGUCUCACCGUCAGUACGAAGGGCGCGAGGCUCGUCGCAAGAGCAAGGCCCAUCUCGGGGCCCACUCCUCGGCCAUGCGCAAGGUCGCCUCGGCUCUGGCCACUACCCUCGACCUCCAAAACCAAGCGGGUCUCGACCUGGGUUUCGAGGCGGGGUCUCCUUCGAACGCGGGUUCCCCGGGGGGGACAUCGGCCUCUCUCAACUCCUCAACGUCCCGGACUUCGCGUCCGAAACCACUCACGCGGGCGGGGAGGACACGGCCAUGGAAUUCAACCCCGACGCUACCGAGGGCGACGCGAACGCUUCCUAAACAUGGACGCCCCGCCCCCGCACCGGCGCGGUCGUCCAGGAGGGCGUAUGUAGCGCCUGCGUCGUGCGCUACUACUCUUCUCUCCUUUCGUACCUGA